Anguilla rostrata (American eel) is the source of this 887-nucleotide messenger RNA. RefSeq names its product Friend leukemia integration 1 transcription factor-like. The transcript is spliced from 4 exons. Lineage: Eukaryota; Metazoa; Chordata; Actinopteri; Anguilliformes; Anguillidae. Bases 363 to 872 code for a protein of 169 amino acids. The record is from RefSeq and is a predicted model, not a curated record.
AAAAAGGACCUCACGCUUUUUGUUUUUUCACGGCGCUGUUCCCAUUUAUGCUAAAUUUUCCUUAUUUCACGGUUCAGCUGGAUUGUAGUCCGGACUACCUCCUACGCAAGGAUGCUGGGGGAGUCUUGUCACUCUUUUCUCAUUGGCUGUGGACGGGAGACAUCACAGAAGCGAUUUCAUUCAUAAAUCCCGGCACACCGUACUAACUGUCAUCUGUGCUAGAAACUUUUUUUCGUAAAGGGACUAAUUAUUUAUAUCGAGGAAUAAUUUGAGGGAAAGAUUUACCAGCUACAACGAAGAUAUCGAAAGGGUCUGUAACGUGAACGCACCCACACAUUUUCAGGCCCUUUCCAACGAAGAAAAUGUUCCAGACUGUUCCAGACACCGCGUCUUACGUCAAGGUAAGACACCAUCGCCUCUUCGAACAGGAGGCGCUGUCAGUGGUGAGCGAAGAUCAGUCUUUGUUCGAGCCGCCAUACGCUGCUGCUGCUCCUCUCCCCAAGGCUGACAUGACUGCAUCGGGCGCACAGGACUACGGACAGCCCCACAAGAUCAACCCCUUACCCCCACAGCAAGAGUGGAUCAGCCAGCCCGUACGCGUCAAUGUCAAGCGGGAAUAUGACCACAUUAAUGGAUCCAGGGAGUCCCCGGUCGACUGCAGUGUGGGGAAAUGCAAUAAACUGGCGGGCGGGACGGACGGCUCUCAGAUGAACUACGGGAGCUAUAUGGAUGAAAAAAAUGGACCACCCCCAAACAUGACCACCAAUGAGAGGCGGGUCAUCGUUCCUGCAGGUGAGAGCACCACCCACCUGUGCUUCUUGCAGUAUUCCUCACAAACAAUCCGAAAUAGAUGCCAUAUAAACGAGGUAUAACAGUCUGCAUAAAUG